GUUUUGUAUUGAAGACCUGAAAAAGAAAUUAAUUUUACUCCGAUCCUAAUGCUGUUGUCAUGAGAUACGUUUAUGGUUACAUCCGGCUUUGAGUUCAAAUAGGAUUGAUAUCAGUGUCUAAGUUGUGAAAUAUCAACACUGAUAAUUUAGUUAAUCUGAAAAUGUCUGGACUGUCUAGAGAAGUGCUUAAGUGGCUGCAAAGCCUCGAUUUAACUUGGCAAAUUAAAAAUCCCAAGUGGGACCUUUCGAAUGGAUACUUGAUUGCUGAAAUUUUCUCUUGGUACUUCCCCCAAGAGAUCCAGAUGCAUUCGUUCUACAACAGAGAUUCCUUAGACCUGAAGCAAAGGAACUGGUAUAUCUUGAAAAAUUUCAUCCUCAAAAAUCAGCUUGACCUGAAAAUGGCAGAUGUGGAUGGAACUAUUCACUGUAGAGAAGGAGCUGCUGCCCAGCUUACAGAAAAGCUAUAUGAAAUUCUCACAAACAGAAAGGUGAAGAAGGUCCCUCCUGAAAUGCCAAUAGACUACACAGACUCUGCUUAUCAAAUGCAGCUGCCGAUGCAUGCAAGAUCUACAGCAUCAAAAGCAGUGAAAAACAACCUAAGGCUAACAGAAGUUCUGGCUGAUCAAAAUUUGAUUACCUGUGCUCAAAAGUCUCAGAAAAUCAUCAAUGAUCAUAUUGAUCAUCGUCGACAAGAGCGAGUGGAGGAUCCUGAUAGAUUUGGGAUUAAGCCUACUCUUGGAGACCGCUGUGUCCGACGCCCAGAACCCCCCCAGAAACUUCAGUCAGAGCAGAGUCACCUGACCAAUACGACAGACGUGCCCUCUGAGCUUCCUGCUGAUUCUACCAACGAACGUCCCCUGACCAGAGAGCACAGCGUCCACUUCAAGGAGGUGGAGGUCAAGCAGAUGGACAAGUCAGCCUUCUACCAGUUGCCCAUACAAAGUUAUUAAUCUCCUCACUUUAUGUUCUCUUACAAGUCAGGAGCCAGUGUAUCACAAGCCUAUAGAGAACCUAGGACCCAUUUAUAUUAGUAUGUGAAUAGAAUAAAAAGGUAGAUGAGAUGACCAUAAAAUGAGAAAUAAAAGGUCUAACCAGCUGCUCAGUUAAGUGUUCUAAGUACAACAAAUAAAGGGCACAAAUACUGUCUGACUGCUUGACGUUGCAUUUUUUUCUUUUGAAACAAAAAAAAAAUGAUGAACUCAGUGACUGACAAUAAUUAAUCAUGAUGUUUGACCUUUGGGAAAAAACUGCUAUAUCUCUUAAAAUGCUUUAACGAUCAAGAUUUUAAGGUCUAAUGAAUCAAAAUUUUACUUUCCACCAUAAUGAAAAGCAUAGGGCCAAUGUAAGCAUGUACUUCUUUAGUCCAGUAAAAAAACCAGGACAGAAAUAUUUAUUGUAUUUAAUUUCCAUGUGUAUGUCAGUUCGUAUACUUUAAAAAAAAACAACAACCCAAGUUGCAGGUAGGUUUGUGUGAAGAAACUGGUUCAAAUUCAGGGAUGACUGGUAAUGCCAAGUUAAUUUACCAGUUACUGGCACAUUUUUUAAUCUUAAUUUUAAAUCAUGUAAGAAUAAGUUCUUGUCUAUGAUCAGAGUAGUCUGCAAGGAUAAGUGAAAAUGGCUUAACACAAUGUCUGUCAUACAGCUAGCAGAUUUCUUGCUUUACAUUCUCUUUAUUUUAUAAGGAAUAGGAAAAAAAUUCCUGUACCCUGAAUAUGGAUAAAAUCAACCUCUCUAUUUAAUGUCCUAUCCAGGGUAUUGCCAGUAUAUAAAUGGUUUAUAGUCUUGUUGCCCUUCCGAAGAAGAUCCCAGCAGUUGCAUAGCUGCCUUGGAUGGCCAGUUUAUUCCAUUUUACCCUUUCAGUCUCUGGGGCAUGUAUAGUAGAUUGCUGGCAUAAACUGCUUUUGCUCUUGUAAUUUCCAUCUUUGCUCAGUGCCUAGUAACCUACUCAUUAGGAGCUGGACAGGUGGAGGAAAAUAGGUAUCUUUCAUGAAGGCACAGCAUACUGCCACGGGCAGCCAAGAAUGGAACCAAACAUUUUCUUUUCACUGCAACCUGAACAUCUUAAUCACAAUGCUCUAUAGUAGACUACCCCUCUAGUCAGAGAGGCUGAGAGAUUAUUUCAUUUUCCAGUUUUCCUGUGACCAAGCUUAAAGUAAGUAUUACUUCAGUAGGUUACAGAAAACAGUUUUACAGAAAACGGUGAUGUAUCAGUGACGUCAAAGUCCAGAAACAUAGUAACAUGUUUUAAGAUCUUCUUGUUAUUUGAUUUUAUUUUCAACUGGGCGUCCACAACUGCUUUAUCAAUAAAUGUAUCUUUACCAAAAUAUAUUUUUCAAGAUAUUCAGCAGUCAACAGUGAUGUGCAUCAUAAUACAGUCAAACUGCUGAUAGAUUGUUACACUUAUAUAUGUCAAUGUUUUUAUUUGUUUAUCUUGUGAUAUUUGCUAUCCUUCAACUGCCUGUGUAUAAUGUUAUAACUAUAAUCACAGGCAAAGUUCUCUUUAUUAUUAUACCCCUAAAAGUCUUUGCACGAUUUUCUUGAAAUGCAACAUUCCAAACUUACACCCAUAACAUGUUGUACUUCAAAAGAGAAAGUUUUAUAAUCUGACUGCAAUAAGUUGUGAACUUUUGUGGACUGAAGUUGAGAGAUCACAAUUCUUUCAUUUCAAAUGGUUGUUGACACCCUAUCAGUAUGUGUGAUAAAUGGAAUGUUUUAUUCUUUUAUUUUCUGUUGUACUCAGUGUCAUUUGCUCACGGCGUUGUUAGAAUAAAUUAUUGUUUCGAUGCUGA
Messenger RNA from Aplysia californica (California sea hare), 2789 nucleotides. RefSeq names its product spermatogenesis-associated protein 4. The coding region runs from base 162 to 950 and encodes 262 amino acids. The transcript is spliced from 6 exons. Gene Ontology annotation, biological process: regulation of cytoskeleton organization. The record is from RefSeq and is a predicted model, not a curated record. Gene Ontology annotation, cellular component: axoneme. Gene Ontology annotation, molecular function: microtubule binding. NCBI's taxonomy places the organism in Eukaryota, Metazoa, Mollusca, Gastropoda, Aplysiida, Aplysiidae.